Colletotrichum navitas is the source of this 1093-nucleotide messenger RNA. RefSeq names its product carbonyl reductase. Gene Ontology annotation, molecular function: oxidoreductase activity. Lineage: Eukaryota; Fungi; Ascomycota; Sordariomycetes; Glomerellales; Glomerellaceae. The record is from RefSeq and is a predicted model, not a curated record. Bases 42 to 908 code for a protein of 288 amino acids. The transcript has 3 exons.
GAACGACCAGAAACCAUAUCAUAGUAAGAACCACCCUUACAAUGGCAUACUCGCGGAUUGGCGUGGUGACUGGCGCCAACAAAGGCAUCGGAUAUGCAAUUGUCCGACAGCUCGCGCUGCAAUACCCCAAAUCCCCCUUGAACAACGGACCGUUCCUCAUCUACCUGACGGCCAGAGACAAGUCUCGCGGCGAGCAGGCGGUUAGUAACAUCCAAGGCGAUGCGGAUCUUAAACAGGCCAAGGCCCUGUCGCCGCACGGCGGUGCCACCGACAUCAAAUUCCACCAGCUUGACAUCUCCGACUCCAGCAGCAUCUCGAACCUUGCCUCGUUCUUGAAGAAGGAGCAUCCCGACGGCAUCGACUUUGUCAUCAACAAUGCUGGCAUUGCGAUGCAAGGAUUUGACUUAAACGUGGUAAAGAAUACGCUGGCUUGCAACUACUACGGCACCUUGGAGGCGACAAGGGCUUGGAUUCCCAUCCUCAAGCCCGACGGCCGCAUAGUCAACGUGGCCUCGAUAUCGGGCUCGUUGAGCAAGUACUCGCCCGAGAUCAGGCAGCGCUUCCUCAACGCGCAGUCGGUCUCAGAUGUUACCAAGCUCAUGGAGGAGUUCACUGCCGCGGUGGAGAAGGGAACGCACGAGAAGGACGGCUGGCCGAGCGCGGCGUACGCGGUCUCCAAGGCUGGCGAAAUCGCCAUGACGAGGGCGAUCGCCAGGGAGCUGCAAGAGAAGGGGAGUAAGUUGAUUGUCAACUCAUGCCAUCCAGGGUAUGUCGUCACAGAUAUGACGAGGGGAGGAGGCACGAAGACUCCGGACCAAGGCGCUCAGACUCCCGUUCAUCUCGCGAUUGCGGAUAUCGGCGGGACAACGGGUGAGUACUGGUCUGAUGAAAAGAUUGCAAAAUGGUGAAAUCCGGAGUGUCUCCAACAAAAGUGCACAAUGAAGUUUAAAUCGUGCGUCUCUAGGAAAGACAAAAAUUCAAGACUUCUUAAGUUGUCCAAAAAUGAGGUCCAUCCAGGAUUCGAACCUGGGCCUACAGAAGUUCCAAUAUCAGAAUCCGACGUCCUAACCAACUAGACUAAUAGACCGUCGCC